AUGACGAAAAGCACGGCGACACGAAAGCGGGGGCGACCACUGAAGGCCACCCUGUCACCGACGAAGUCAAUUUCUGAUAGCCAAUCGGCGAUUGCGAAGGAGAAGGAAGCCAUUGCAUUGGAAGAGAGUGAGGAGGUGAAGGUAGACGAGGUGUUGGUGGAAAAUGGUGAAGAAUCUGUGAUGAAGUUAGGGUUUAGUCCAAACCCUAAGAAUGGAGCUAACGAAAUUGAGAAGGAAAUACAACAAUUCAAGAGGAUGCUAAGCUAUGGAUGGAUGUUAUCCGCGGUAAUCGUAAGACAGCGAAUGGUAAAUCCCUCAAGUUUGUUGCUCAAAAAAUUGUCAAUGGUGAAACGGUGGUUGAAAUUGAGAAGGAGGAUGUAG
Messenger RNA from Vicia faba (fava bean), 381 nucleotides. The record is from the annotation of a GenBank genome assembly. NCBI's taxonomy places the organism in Eukaryota, Viridiplantae, Streptophyta, Magnoliopsida, Fabales, Fabaceae.